AUGGAAGAACAUGGCGAGCUUCCACCCGAGAUUAUUGAUGAUAUUCUUUUAAGGCUACCAGCCAAGUCCUUAUGCCGCUUCAAGUGUGUAUCAAAACCAUGGAAAGCCCUGAUAUCUGAUCAUGAUUUUGUUAUCAAGCACAUCAAUAGAGCCACUGAGAACAAAGAUGUAUUCCUCCAAAGAAGAAGAGUGAUAUUUACCGACUCCGCAGAUAAGGGUCUAUACACUAUGGACCUGGACGAGUUCCUCAAAAAUCAUAAUCAUGUCGGUGAUAUUGGUGACGAUUAUGAUGCAGAUGAACAAGUAGCUGCGACUGAGCUCGAUUAUAUUUACCGUGAGCAGCCAAGUGUUCGAGUUUCGUUCUUCCAUUCCUGUGAUGGUCUAAUUCUCCUCGAGUUAUCUAAUGCAGAGUUAUAUUUGGUUAACCCUGCAACAAGUGAAUCCAAGCAUCUACCAAAACCACGACAAGAUCGUGACUUGUCUGCCAAUUAUAAUUAUCACCUAUAUGGGUUUGGUUUUGAUUCCUCCACUUCUCAGUACCAGUUGGUUCGGGGAGACAUCUUUGUACCUGAUGAAAACCUUCAUCGGAUAGGAACUGUGAUAAGUGUCUUUAACUUCGAAGCUGAUUCCUGGCGACAUAUACCAGGAUUAUCGCAUGGUUACUUUCCUGCAAGUUCACAGUUGCAUCGAAACGAAAAUGGGGUCCUGUUGCAUGGUCGUUUCCAUUGGUUGAUGGCGCCCUUCGCCAGAGUCCAAGGAGAUGAAGAAUACGUGAUUUUAGUUUUCAAUCCAACGAUGAUUGAUGAGACUCGAGAAAUUCAACUACCGCUUGAAUUAUCCGGUGGCAGUCAAUUGGUAAAAGUAGGGGCCUUCAGAGAGUGGCUAUGCAUAACAUUUGCGACAGAAGAGCCCCAUGAUGUAGAAACAUAUACCGAGUUUUGGGUCAUGAAGGAAUAUGGAGUGAGGGAGUCGUGGACUAAAAUGAGGGUCUCCAUUCCUUAUACCGAGUUAUACCACUCUGGUUUCUGGACUGAAUCUCAUGAUUUGAUGUUUUCUGGAGAACGGUUACUUCUGUACAAUUUUGAUGAAGAAGAUCCUCAAAUCCGAAAGUUAUCAGUUCGUGAAACUGGCAGAGUUGGUAGAGUUGGCGUAUACAUUGAGAGCCUUGUCUCAGUUAGGGAUCUCAACAUCAUGAGAAUACAAACAUAG
Messenger RNA from Fragaria vesca subsp. vesca, 1209 nucleotides. Its product is annotated as F-box/kelch-repeat protein At3g06240-like. Bases 1 to 1209 code for a protein of 402 amino acids. The transcript has a single exon. The record is from RefSeq and is a predicted model, not a curated record. Gene Ontology annotation, molecular function: protein binding. Lineage: Eukaryota; Viridiplantae; Streptophyta; Magnoliopsida; Rosales; Rosaceae.